Molecule: messenger RNA, 2235 nt
Organism: Opisthocomus hoazin
Lineage: Eukaryota; Metazoa; Chordata; Aves; Opisthocomiformes; Opisthocomidae
Source: RefSeq, a predicted model, not a curated record
AUGGCUUUGGUGUACCCUAAAAGCACCGGCAGCUGGAUGACUGUGCCGCGCUUUGAGCUUCUGCUGGCCAGAGGGGACGAGGCCCUUCCCGUGCAGAUGCUGUGGCUCCAACGCUGCCACGGUGCAGGACGCACGAGAGGGGGCUUGGUGGCGGUCGCAGGGUGGGUGUUAGUGACCAGCAGUGGCACUGCCAGGCUGUGCAAACCAAUCUGCAAGGGGUGCGGCGAAGAGGUGCUCUCCACUGCCGUGGAGCUGCUCAUCACCGAGCCAUACGAAGUGUCCGGCGAGGAGCACCUCUACUCCAGCUUCCCCGAGAUUGACUUGUCCCAGCUGGAUGCCAGCGACUUCGACUCCGCAGGCUGCCUCAGCGAGCUGCAGUGGUGCAGGGAGCACUCGGAGACCCCCCCCAGCCAGUACAGCACCGACGACUCCGAGCUCUUCCAGAUAAUAGACAGCGAGAACGAAGCACUCCUGGCAGCCCUCACCGAGACACUGGAUGAUAUACAGGGAGAUGACAUGGGCCUGGCUGCCUUCCGAGCUUCGGAAGAGGGGGACAUGCUCAACCAUGCCUACACCUCGCCUGCCCCCUCCCCCAAACCCACCGCCCCGGUCACGGGGGGGCCACCCCCGGCCCCCGAGUUUGAUGAGCUGUCUCUACUGAAGAAGUUGCUCCUCUCCCGAUCACACGUGCCUCCGAGCUGCGAGGCCCAGCGGGAUGGCAGCGCCCGGCGCCCGGGGACCCCCAAGUCCCGAGCCGCGCGGUCCUGCACAAAGGUACUUCCCUGGCGGGCAGAGCUCAAGCCCAGUGCCCACCUCUCGGGAGCUCACCUGAAGGAGGUCACCCAAGGACGUGACCCAGCCUUUGGGAAGAGGAACUUUGAGCCAAUGCUGACUGUGGAGCUGUGUGGGACAGCAGGUCUGACGCCACCCACCACUCCGCCGUACAAGCCCGCCGAGGAGGACCUGUACAAGCCAGACAUCCCCCAGGAGCCAGGGAAGGAGGACGGGACGGCCCCCGGGGCCGCGGGGGAUGUGUCAGGGUCCCGGAGAGCCCCCAGGAAGCACCCCGAGAGGACAGAGCUGCUGGCCCACCUGAGCGGAGUCGCCGGGCGCCCCGCACUCCCCGAGCAGCCGGCCGUGCUAAAGCGUCCCUUCUCCCGCUCCUUUGGGGACCACGACUACUGCCAGGUGCCGAAGCCCGAGGACGGCGUCAAGCAGCUGAGGGACCAGGAGAUCAGAGCCAGCUUAACGAAGCACUUUGGCUUUCUGGACAGUGCUCUCGAUGACGAGGACAUGGUCUUCUGCAAGACCCCCGAGUACGACACCGUCUUUGAAGACAGCUGCAGUGAGAGCAGCUCCCCCGUGGAGGAGGAGGAGGAGGAGGAGGAGGAGGAGGAAGAGGAGGAGGAGGAAGGGCACAGAAAUGCCAAGCUGUGCCUGCGGAGGAACCCCCUUUCCAGGACCAGUUUGCAUUACUGUUCCCGCAGCAGGUCCAGCUCGGGGUCCUCCUGCUGCCGGUCCCGAUCGCCCACAAGCAGACGCACCUUCAGGUACGGGGGCGGCAGGGGGGGCCACCGGAGACCCUUCUUGCACCCUGUGUUUCUGCCCUGGUGCAUGGCAGCCCUGGCUCUCUCUGCUCUGCUAGCCCAAGGAGAAGGCCGGGUGGUGUACGUCAGAAACCUCUCCAGCAGCAUGAGCUCCAGCGAACUGAAGAAACGCUUCGAAGUGUUCGGUGAGAUCGUGGAGUGUCAGGUCCUGUCCAGGACUAACAGGGGGGAUAAAUACGGCUUCAUCACCUACCGGUAUUCAGAGCAUGCCGCCUUAUCUCUGAAGAACGGCACCUUGCUAAGGAAGAGGAACGAGCCUUCGUUCCAGCUCAGCUCUGGUGGCCUCGGGCACUUCUUCUGGACCAGAUACGGUGACCUGGAUUGCGGCGCGGAGGAGUCCUCCCUGGCGCCGGUGAAAAGCAAGUACGAGGCCAUGGAUUUCGACAGCUUGCUGCAGGAGGCCCAGCUGAGCCUGCAUCGGUGACAGCCUUAACCUUGGAGGAAUACCUCAAUACCUCAGUCAAGGCACUUCCAAUAUGUUUACGUUUUCAAAGAAAUUAUUCAGUCUAUGGAAAGCGAGAGAGAGCGAGAGAGCGAGAGCCCGCCCGCACGCACGAGAGAGAGACUGCUGUCCCUUCCGAUCGAUGUUUACAUUGAACAAAGCUGCUUCUGUCUGUGAGUCCCCAUG